UGUAUUUUCACCACGGUGAGUGUGAGAUGGAGUUGACAGUUCUGUUACUAACACUGGUUCAAAUUGUCACUGGAGAGGUAACAAUGGAUAUAUCACCAGCAAGAACAACUGCAGGAUCCCAGAUAGAAUUAGUGUGUUGGCAGCAUCAGCAAGCUUGGGAGAGUGUUUGGUAUCGUAAUGGUCAAAAUGUCCUCACUGUGAGUAAGACGAGUAGAAAUCCCUGCAAUGCAGAAUGGCAUAUUGAUACUCUGGAUAAUACGGUGGUCACUUGUCCAGGAAAUAGUGGGCAUUUCAACCUGCGCUUCCAACAGUCUACGAUUGAACUGAGUGGCACAAUAUGGGACUGCAAGAUUGGGGAAAAAGGUAGCAAUAGUGUGACCAUUGAACUGACGGGGGAACCAAACGAUCCAACCAUCUCAUCGACAUUCAACUUUCUAGUUCCCGUGAGUGUAAGCGUGGGAUGUGUCCUGUUGGCUGGAGCGAUGUCUCAUCAUAACCGUCAGAAAACGCAGUCGUCGGAGGUCGUGUGUGAAAGGUGACAUACUUAUCACAUUUCAAAACAAUUCCGUGUUGUUUUCCUGUUUUCUAAGAAAUACUUACACUUAGUGCUCGGGAAUAUAUUGAUAACAUUAAAACUAGGUUUAAUACUAUUACUGGGCAUGUCGACACAUAAAUACUAAAAUCAUACAAUUUGUAGGAAUUCCCAAGUGUUUGUUGAACACACUUCCUCAUCUGCUGUUUGCCCUUUAUCAAAACUAUUAUAGGACAACAUUUAAACUUGUGUUAACUGAGAGUUUUAUCAGUCAACUGUUGUCCACUUCAAAGUAAAAAUAUAUACAUUUUCUGUGUAUGCAUUUGUUUGUCUAAUGGCAACGAUUGACUGUAUAUAUUUGUAUGAUUCAGGAACAGCAACACCUAAUGACAGGUACAGAAGCUACACUAUGUCUUAGAUAAAUAGAAUAUUACAUGUGUGUCAGACACAUAAAAUCAUUUCCCAUUUUAAAGAACCUCUAAACAUAAGAAUCAAUGCAUGUAUAGAUGCAAAAAACGUAUUUUUCAGCAUGCGUAAUGAAUUGCAAAAUCCAUGCUUAGAACUGGAAACACAGAAUGAUAUAAACUAUACAGCCAUCAAUACUAAUUUUUGUUUUAUUCGAAGCAAUGACGAGAACACAAGAAGGAGAGAUUUAAGUUUAGUUAUACAGGAAAACGACCUUUAUGAAACAUCCAGUGGUAACAAUGCCUACGGCGUGACUGUUCCUACUGUCGACGAUGCUGUGUCGAGGAGAUCUGCAUUAGUGAUGCAAGAGAACCUGAUAUACGAACAGAGCAAUGCACAUGAAGCAGUGAUGCAAGAGAACCUGAUAUACGAACAGAGCAAUGCACAUGAAGCAGUGCAGAUAGUGGACUCAGAUGAUGUCUGCACAGAGGUUAGAAAGACAUGAAGAUGACACAAUGCUUGACACCAAGGUUAUCCACAGUGCAUCAGAAAACUGGAUGUCUUCAUGGUACUGUCCGAUUAUUAAAGCAGCCCAUGUGUUUUUAAUAUGAAAUAUUUCUUCACGACUGUUGUGUCGCUUGUAUAUAAACAUACUUAGCAUGGUCGCCUUGUCAACUUAAAUGUCAUCUGCUUGAAUUGUCCUUGAUAU
This is a messenger RNA of Haliotis rufescens (red abalone), 1646 nucleotides long. RefSeq lists its product as uncharacterized. The transcript has 7 exons. Lineage: Eukaryota; Metazoa; Mollusca; Gastropoda; Lepetellida; Haliotidae. The record is from RefSeq and is a predicted model, not a curated record. Bases 1062 to 1442 code for a protein of 126 amino acids.